This is a messenger RNA of Nerophis ophidion (straightnose pipefish), 5513 nucleotides long. Its product is annotated as regulator of G-protein signaling 3-like. NCBI's taxonomy places the organism in Eukaryota, Metazoa, Chordata, Actinopteri, Syngnathiformes, Syngnathidae. Gene Ontology annotation, molecular function: protein binding. The record is from RefSeq and is a predicted model, not a curated record. Gene Ontology annotation, cellular component: nucleus; plasma membrane. Gene Ontology annotation, biological process: signal transduction. Bases 194 to 2731 code for a protein of 845 amino acids. The transcript has 18 exons.
CCCCUCCCACUUGUGACAUCACACCACGAUGAGGUAUGAAGGUGGCCUGGCUGGAGACAAAGCAGACCAAUAAGUGGAACAAGGAUGGCAAAAAGAAGGAGAAGUUUGGCGGCGUGAAGGGAGCGCCAUCGUCCUCGCGUUCCCGCACGCCGUGACAUCAUCACGUAAGAAGAACCACCUUGGGGGCGCCGCCAUGUUCUGGAGGCACGCCACCUGGCACAAUGACGACCACGACGACGCCGGCGGUUACAUGCUCGCCGCCGAACCUGGGAGAGCCCCGGACCCGGGCGCAGGUCCUGACCGGGACCGUGUUGCCAAGACCCCUGGAGAGACCGACGACACCGGCGGCGACCUCGCCACGCCGCACGCAGGCCAGGUGACCAAAGACGGACAAACGCGACGCACGGUCAGCGUCAUCCGAGGAAAGGACGGCUUCGGAUUCACCAUCUGCUGCGACAGUCCGGUGCAGGUUCAGUCUGUCGACCCGGGAGGUCCCGCCCAUCACUCCGGUCUCCGUCAGGGAGACGCGGUCCUGAAGCUCAAUGGACUUCCUGUGGAGAUCUGGACGUGCGGCGACCUUGCUCAUGCUAUCAGGAGUUGUCCCACUCAGAUCAUCCUGGUGGUGUGGAGAGGCUCACCUGAGACCAGGACGGGCUGUUGUGAGUCUUUGCACCGCCCACCGGCACCGAGCAAAACAACAAAGUUGCUGCAUCAGCCCGCCCACAGCAAACAUGGCCGCAAACGCCAUCAGGGGUCAGUGGUGAGAUCCAGUCUGGGGGUUCUGAGUUCUCUGUGGAGAGAUUGCAAGGAAGACGAAGAACCUUGCACCUCCACGCUUCAGGGCACCUGUGUCACAUCAUCGCAUGGCAACAAUUACAUCAUCCUGUCCCCCGUUGGGCCCGAAGAACAGCUCCUCCACACGGUUCCUGAUGACAGAACCAGGACCAUGGGACGUCUUUACCGGACUCACCCCAGGAGAGGUGUGAACCUCCUCAACGACCAACAAGAUAGGUCGCUCGCCUGCCACACCCUCAGCUUGGCUCCUCCCACUUCCUCUGCCCAGCGUAACUAUGGCAACUACCAGAACUGCACCAUCCUCCAAUCACACGUGCCCUCUUGCAACGGCCAUGAAUCCUACGACGCGCUGGCACCCAAAACCCUCAUCUUCCCCGUCUUUGUGCAGCUUUUGGAUCCGAGCCACUCCGACAGAACGCUGCAGAUGUCCGAAGAACUGGUUCUGCACCAGGACCGCCAGCUGCCCCAGAAGGUGACGGUCUUGAUCUACGACGAUGUCUUGCUGGUCAGCAGAGAGGACGAGGCUGGACGUUGUUACGUUCUAAAGAACCCUCUCUACCUCAACACGCUGCAACUCCAAGAGGUGGCGUCGGCGCCUCGUCACAUCUACUUCCUGCAGAGCGCCGCCAAGCGGUGGCGAUGUGUCUUCAGCCUGGAGGCCUUCAGCAUUGAGCAGAAGCUGCGAGUCAGUCUCUGUCUCCAUGGCAGCAUCCGACAGCAGCUGGUCGCCAUGGAGACGGCGCACAGCCGGCAGUUGUCAGACCUCCCCUCCUAUCCUGACUCCUUUCCUGACUCCUCUACAGAUCCUCGCCUCCUUCAUCCGUCUCCCCCCUUCCCCCCCCUGAAACUCAGCCCCCCGCCCGCCUUCUCCCCCCCCACUACAGUUUUACCCGUCUUCCCCAAGCUCCUCCCCCUUUCUCUUCCCUCCCCUGUCUGGAAGGAGAGAGGAAGAGGAAGGGAGGAGGAUGAGGAGCGCCAGCAGGGGGAGGGGGAGAGCGCCUCCGAAACGUCAGAAACUGUAGGGGGGCGGGGCUUACUUCGUCCUCACCCAGCCCAUUUCGCAGAGAAGGCAGAGAGGCGCAAAGGAGUGGAGGAGAGAAGGCGCGCUGCAGAGGAUUUGAGGACCGCCUCCAGGCCGGCAGUCCUCAGGCGCUCGCUCUCUGAGGGUUCUCUGCUCAGAGAAAGUCCAUCACGGCGCUCGCUCUCUGACAGCAGCAUCCAUGACCUCACCUUAGACCUGCACACCUGCCCCCCCUCACCUCACACUCUCAGGAAACACCUGACCAGGGAGGACAGCUCUCUUCAGGACAUGCUGCUGCUGCUCAAUGGCUACAAGGAUGUUGAAAUCAGAAAUCACCUCAGGAAGAAAACCAAAAGUCUAGCUCCAGACGGGCGAAGUCGUCUUCCGUUCCUGCGCAGACGGAGGCGUUCGGUCCAGUGGGACAGUCUGGAGAGAGCACUGAUGAACACCAGGCCGUCUGCGGGGGAGGUGUUGAAGUGGGCGGAGAGUCUGCAAGCCCUCUUGGCCAAUCAGUACGGUCUGGCUGUGUUCCGUCACUUCCUGAAGUCCGAGUUCAGCGAGGAAAACCUGGACUUUUGGUCGGCUGUCGAGAGAUUCAAGGAGACGGGCCCCUUCAGCAAGAUGGCUGCCACGGCCGCCAAAGUCUACGAGGAGUUUGUCUCACCCGGCGCGCCCAGACAGGUGAACGUGGAUUCAGAGGUCAGGGAGUCAACCCAACAGAGCCUACGUCUCGGUGUUCACCCAGCCUCCUUCCAGCAGGCCCAGGAUCAGGUCUUUGGUCUGAUGGAGGCCGAUAGUUACCCACGGUUCCUCAAGUCCCACCUCUAUGCUCAAUUGGCCAAUCAGAGCCCGGCAGCUUCGUCUCAGCCCGCCAGUCAGAACCACACCAGAGAAUCUGACGGCCAAGACUUCUGAUCUCAUGGCGACUCGGUCAGGGGUUCCACAUUCAAGACUUUUGGACCAGAUUCUGUUCAUUUGGUCAUCUGUUGAUAGAUUCUUUGACAAACUUGCUGUCUCUUUAUUUCAAUUUCAUAUUUCAGCAUAGAUGUUUCUAGAAUUUACAGACACUGGGUUCAGCCGGCCCAGGAUCAGGUCUUUGGUCUGAUGGAGGCCGAUAGUUACCCACGAUUCCUCAAGUCCCACCUCUAUGCUCAAUUGGCCAAUCAGAGCCCGGCAGCUUCGUCUCAGCCCGCCAGUCAGAACCACACCAGAGAAUCUGACGGCCAAGACUUCUGAUCACAUGGCCAGUCGGUCAGGGGUUUCAUAUUCAAGACUUUUGGAUCUUUCUUUCUUUCUUUCUUCUAGCUCUUCCCGGGGGAUCCCAAGGCGUUCCCAGGCCAGCCGGGAGACAUAGUCUUCCCAACGUGUCCUGGGUCUUCCCCGUGGCCUCCUACCGGUUGGACGUGCCCUAAACACCUCCCUAGGGAGGCGUUCGGGUGGCAUCCUGACCAGAUGCCCGAACCACCUCAUCUGGCUCCUCUCGAUGUGGAGGAACAAGACGAAGUGGCUGGGGAGAGGGAAGUCUGGGUUUCCCUGCUUAGGCUGUUGCCCCCGCGACCCAACCUCGGAUAAGCGGAAGAAGAUGGAUGGAUGGAUGGACUUUUGGAUCAGAUUCUGUUCAGCUCCUUCUGGUUGGUCAUCUGUUGAUAGAUUCUUUGACAAACUAACCAUUUAUUCAAUUCUAACUAGAAAAUCACUUAAAAUGUGAUCAGCUGUCUUAAAGAUUCUACACCAGGUUCUUCAGGGCUGACAGAACCGACUAAUCAAUGCUGUUUUAAUGAAGACAAAUAAAAUACGACACUUGCUGUCUCUUUAUUUCAAUUUCAUAUUUCAGCAUAGAUGUUUCUAGAAUUUACAGACACUGGGUUCAGCCGGCCUCCUUCCAGCAGGCCCAGGAUCAGGUCUUCGGUCUGAUGGAGGCCGAUAGUUACCCACGACUCCUCAAGUCCCACCUCUAUGCUCAAUUGGCCAAUCAGAGCCCGGCAGCUUUGUCUCAGCCCGCCAGUCAGAACCACACCAGAGAAUCUGACGGCCAAGACUUCUGAUCUCAUGGCCAGUCGGUCAGGGGUUUCACAUUCAAGACUUUUGGACCAGAUUCUGUUCAUUUGGUCAUCUGUUGAUAGAUUCUUUGACAAACUAACCAUUUAUUCAAUUCUAACUAGAAAUUCACUUAAAAUGUGAUCAGCUGUCUUAAAGAUUCUACACCAGGUUCUUCAGGGCUGACAGAACCGACUAAUCAAUGCUGUUUUAAUGAAGACAAAUAAAAUGCGACACUUGCUGUCUCUUUAUUUCAAUUUCAUAUUUCAGCAUAGAUGUUUCUAGAAUUUACAGACACUGGGUUCACCCGGCCCAGGAUCAGGUCUUUGGUCUGAUGGAGGCCGAUAGUUACCCACGAUUCCUCAAGUCCCACCUCUAUGCUCAAUUGGCCAAUCAGAGCUCAGUAGCUUCGUCUCAGCCCGCCAGUCAGAACCACACCAGAGAAUCUGACGGCCAAGACUUCUGAUCUCAUGGCGACUCGGUCAGGGGUUCCACAUUCAAGACUUUUGGGUCCGAUUCUGUUCAGCUCCUUCUGGUUGGUCAUCUGUUGAUAGAACCUUUGACAAACUAACCAUUUAUUCAAUUCUAACUAGAAAAUCACUUAAAAUGUGAUCAGCUGUCUUAAAGAUUCUACACCAGGUUCUUCAGGGCUGACAGAACCGACUAAUCAAUGCUGUUUUAAUGAAGACAAUUAAAAUACGACACUUGCUGUCUCUUUAUUUCAAUUUCAUAUUUCAGCAUAGAUGUUUCUAGAAUUUACAGACACUGGGUUCAGCCGGCCCAGGAUCAGGUCUUUGGUCUGAUGGAGGCCGAUAGUUACCCACGAUUCCUCAAGUCCCACCUCUAUGCUCAAUUGGCCAAUCAGAGCCCGGCAGCUUCGUCUCAGCCCGCCAGUCAGAACCACACCAGAGAAUCUGACGGCCAAGACUUCUGAUCUCAUGGCCAGUCGGUCAGGGGUUCCACAUUCAAGACUUUUGGAUCAGGUUCUGUUCAGCUCCUUCUGGUUGGUCAUCUGUUGAUAGAACCUUUGACAAACUAACCAUUUAUUCAAUUAUAACUAGAAAAUCACUUCAUAUGUGAUUAGCUGUCUUAAAGAUUCUACACCAGGUUCUUCAGGGCUGACAGAACCGACUAAUCAAUGCUGUUUUAAUGAAGACAAAUAAAAUACGACACUUGCUGUCUCUUUAUUUCAAUUUCAUAUUCCAGCAUAGAUGUUUCUAGAAUUUACAGACACUGGGUUCAGCCGGCCUCCUUCCAGCAGGCCCAGGAUCAGGUCUUUGGUCUGAUGGAGGCCGAUAGUUACCCACGGUUCCUCAAGUCCCACCUCUAUGCUCAAUUGGCCAAUCAGAGCCCGGCAGCUUCGUCUCAGCCCGCCAGUCAGAACCACACCAGAGAAUCUGACGGCCAAGACUUCUGAUCUCAUGGCCAGUCGGUCAGGGGUUCCACAUUCAAGACUUUUGGACCAGAUUCUGUUCAUUUGGUCAUCUGUUGAUAGAUUCUUUGACAAACUAACCAUUUAUUCAAUUCUAACUAGAAAAUCACUUAAAAUGUGAUCAGCUGUCUUAAAGAUUCUACACCAGGUUCUUCAGGGCUGACAGAACCGACUAAUCAAUGCUGUUUUAAUGAAGACAAAUAAAAUACGACACUUGCUGUCUCUUUA